AGCCCCGGGGUGCAGCUGGCUGUAGGCACGGCUCGAUCCAGGGGCCUCUCUUUCCAUCUCCUAGGUUUUGCUCUGUGUGUUGGCUUCCUUUUCUUCUACUGAAAACAAGCUUUCCUUUGAUUUCAGCUCCCUGACCCGCGGAGGCAAGGCCCUUUCUCCUCCUGCAUCAACUGGAAGGCUGAUGUGUCACUGCCGCAAAAGACCUGGCUUGAGGCCGUGCUCCGCUGAACCCGGCACCGAGGAGCGGGCCGGGCCCGGAGCAGCCCUGUAAUUAAAACCCACCCGCAUCUUCUAGGAUUACAGAGCAGUAUCGUUUAUCUGGGAAAUGGAGAAGCCGGCAUAGUUGUGGAGGAGAUUAGAAAGCCCAUCUUUAUUUCAACCCCCAAUCCCUGUCAAGAACUCUUUUUGAACAAGAAGAGUGUGGUGACACCAUAUGGAAACACCUGAUGUUCCACAAAGGAAGAGGCUCCUGAUGGAUCCGUGAGGAAGGCCAGCUCUCAGGGCAGUAAUUGUGUUUUUCUAACACCUGGGCAAGUGAAUUAUGGACACCCCCCGGGGGUGAACAGUGCGCACGCAGACGCAUCAGGACUGCUGCUGAUGCUGCCAGGCGAGACUGAUAUAAAUGGGAGUCGUACAAAUAAAAGCUCCGUGGGGGGGCUCGCUACCGAAGCCCGAGUUCAAGUCCCCCUUCUGAAGUUUAGAGACAGCCUGCCUGGGUGGUGUUUGUCCUCGGACCCAGUGAGGAGACCCAGAGUGAUGAACACUGACUCGGAAGGAGGCGGCAUGCCCCGGUGGGCCAGCCGUACCCAGUAGCCCAGUGCUUUGGGGACGGAGCCGCGGAUACCCGGCCGGUGCCUGCGCGGGACCCUCAUCAAAGCAUCAGUGCUGCGGCCUGGGGACCAAGCCACUGAGACCCCGACGCCCGGCCGGCCAGCGGUAGCGUGCCUGCGGUUCAUCAGCUCAGCCGAGAGUGCAUCUAGGGCCGACCCCCUCCUGCACGCGGGAGAGGGCAGCGCUGUGUGAGCGCCACGGGGGCUGUGGACGCAGAAGUGAAAUCUGAUCGCGGGCCAGGAAAGGCCUGCGCAGCUAGAGCCCAGAGGAACCGCCGACCUUGAGUCAGGGCGCGGUCAUGGUGGGCUGCUGAGCGGGGGUCGGGCCGCGGCGGCGGCGAGCGCAGGCAGGCCCAUGGAGAACCCGGUGCCUCCCUGCGCCCUCUACCCCCGGGAGGACCAGGGCCGCGGGGCCGAGGCCGGGGACGCCUUUGCGCAGGGAGCGUGCGGCCAGGCCGGGGACCGGGGCGGCGCUGCCGCAGCUCCGGGAGAGGGCAGCCUGCAGCUACCGGACGCGCAGACACCCUGCAGUCUGAGCGCGUCGCUGUGCUUCAGCUCCGGGGACGACUCCCCGCCGCAGUCUCGCGCCUCCGCGGCGGAGGGCGCAGCGACUCCCCCGCCCUCGCGUCGCAGCGGCCAGCGGGUGGUGGAGAGGCAGUGGGAGGUCGGCAGCGCGGGCGCCGCGUCCCCCGCGGACUCCGCGUCCCCGGAAGAGCCCGCGUCCGCCGAGGAGCGCGCGUCCCCGGAAGAGCCCGGGGAGCCCGCGUCCCCGGAGGAGCCCGCGUCCCUGGAGGAGCCGGUGUCCGCCGAGGAGCCCGCGUCCCCGGAGGAGCCCGCGUCCCUGGAAGAGCCCGCGACCCCGGAAGAGCCCGCGUCCCCGGAGGAUCCCGGGGACCCCGCGCCGGUGCCCCCCGGCGUCGGGCCCGCGCACGGGGAGCCCGACCUGGUCAUCGAGGUGUCCGGCCGCCGGCUGCGGGCGCACAAGGCGGUGCUGGCGGCGCGCAGCGACUACUUCCGUGCGCGCGCGUCGCGGGACGUGCUGCGGGUGCAGGGCGUGGGCUGGGCGGCGCUGCGCCUGCUGCUGGCCUACGCGUACAGCGGCCGCAUGGCUGGCGUGCGACCCGACAACGUGGCCGAGGUGGUGGCCGGCGCGCGCCGCCUGCAGCUGCCGUGCGCCGUGCAGCGCGCCACCGACGCCGUGGCUCCUCAGCUGAGCCUGGCCAACUGUUACGAGGUGCUGAGCGCGGCCAAGCGCCCGUCGGGGGACGCCGAGGCCCGCGGCGACGCAGCCGUCUACUGCCUGCACGAGGCGGCCGGCGAGUGGCGCGAGCUGACGCGGCUGCCCGAGGGCGCGCCGGCGCGGGGCUGCGGGCUGUGCGUGCUCUACAACUACCUCUUCGUGGCCGGCGGCGUGGGGCCCGCGGGGCCCGACGGCCGCGCGCGCCCCUCGGACCAGGUCUUCUGCUACAACCCGGCCACCGACCGCUGGAGCACCGUGCGGCCGCUGCGCCAGGCGCGCUCGCAGCUGCAACUGCUGGCCCUGGACGGCCACCUGUACGCCGUGGGCGGCGAGUGUCUGCUCAGCGUGGAGCGCUACGACCCGCGCGCCGACCGCUGGGCCGCCGUGGCCCCGCUGCCCCGGGGCGCUUUCGCCGUGGCGCACGAGGCCGCCACCUGCAACGGCGAGAUCUACGUGUCCGGGGGCUCCCUCUUCUACCGCCUGCUCAAGUACGACCCGCGGCGCGACGAGUGGCAGGAGUGCCCGUGCAGCAGCAGUAGGGAGCGCUCCGCCGCCAUGGUGGCCCUGGACGGCUUCAUCUACCGCUUCGACCUGGGCGGGGGCCGCGGCGACUCGCAGGCGGCCGCCGCGCCGGCGGGGGGCGUCAGCGUGCUGCGCUACCACUGCCUGGCCAAGCAGUGGAGCCGCUGCGCCGCGCACCUGCGGCCCCCGGGCGCGCCGUCCGGCCUGCAGCCCUUCCGCUGCGCCGCGCUGGACGGCGCCAUCUACUGCGUGAGCCGCGCGGGCACCUGGCGCUUCGUGCCCCCGCGGGACAGCGAGCCCGGCGCGGACGUGGGCGCGGGCGAGGGCGGCAGCUUCGAGCCCGCGCCGCUCCGCGCCCCCUUGGACGCCCGAGGCGCGCUCUUCCCGUUCGUGCUCAACCUGCCCGAGAAGCCGGACCGAGGCGAGGAGGGCGCCGCGUAGGGCGGGCUGGGGCCACCUGGGCAUCUCCCUCAGGGACGCCCCCCGUGGGCCGAGAUUCAAGUGGGGAGAGGGGGAGGGGGGGCGGGGAGAGAGAGAGAGUGGGCGCUGUCCGCGGGCACCACUGAAACGCUUAUAAGUUGGAAGCUUGUCGCGCGGCCUUGAAGAUUUUUCGCAGUGCUGUCUUAAGGUCUGCCGCCCCAUUCCGCGUUCCUUUCCGCGUCGCUUUGCUUAACGGGGUCGACGGUGUAAGCUGUGUGCAAAUAGGGAGCCUUACAAGGAUGACACGGGAUACCUGAGGGAGAAGGAAAAGGACUGGGAAGAUUAGGCCUGGGGUACAGUGGGCGGGACACAGAGCGUGCCCGGGUGGGCGGGGGUGCGCCCGGGUCCUCGGGGGCACGUGCGCUCCCGGGCGGAGUGGAGAGCUGGCCGGACGUGAGCCUGCGCAGUAGCUGGCUCGGGGGCCACCAGGCUGCAGCGAGAUCCCUGAAGUGGGCCACCGUGAGCUGUAUUGGUGAGCCACCGAGAGAGGGCCACCCUGCCGUUGGGCCCCUUAUAACUGAUAAGUAGAACUCCUAAACCUUUUCUAAUUACUUAAAAGGCUCAUGUCAUCAUAAGCUCAAGUGUGGGUUGGGUUUGUUCCAGGUUUCGCAAGAAGGUGGGGUCUCUUGUCCAGCACCCAGCAGAGACGUUUCCCGUGUCUACCGCAGAUGCCACAGAGGGUGGGUCUCGCACCCCUCUCUCAAGAGCAGUUUACGAUGCUUAAAUACUUUGAGAUUUUAUUUUUAAGUGGUACCUACCCCCAAGGUCCGGCUGGAACUCACAACCCAGAAAUCAGAAGUCACGCUCUACGACUUAGCCAGCCAGGCAUCCCCUGACGGUUAAAUGUUUUCAAGUUAAAGGAUCUUAAUGAUUAUGUUUGAUGAAAUAGUAAUGAUUUGCUCUUUUUUUGAAUCUUAGAUCUUUGGUGAAUGAGUGUUUCCCAAAGAGCAGAUCAUGAGUAGGGAAAGCUGACUGACAAGGACGCCUGUCUGUUGGAAGAGGAGUCUUUGAUAGACAGUGUCUGAAUAUUCUCAGCCACCUUCAUGUAUUAUAAUGGGCUCAAAGAAUUGAUUACCUCUCCCUCCCAGAGAAAGAAGGUUAAAACCACUCCUUUUGAUGCUUCCGAAGACCAACAUGGAGGCACAUUUGGAACCCGCUAUUUAUGGUUGUUCCCAAUAUAUGUUAUGUAAUUCUGAUGAGGGAAAUUAAUUUUUUAAGCAUGACUCUAAGAAAACAUAGCAGAGUGACAAAAAGCAUAUUAGCAUAGGGAAAAUAACAUCUACUUAAAACGUAAAUAGUAAGUAAUUACGGGAAUUCUAAUUGAAUUCCAAAAAACCCUAGUAGACUUAGCGUGGAGCUCAGUACUUUGAGGGAUCACAAGCAUUAAAAACAAAUCGGUCGAUCCUCAUUUGUUAUAACAUUUUACUUUCCAGAUCGGUGUAGACUGAGUUUACUACUUACUAAGAACUUAAGGGUACGAUACAUGCUCACAAAUGGAGGCGAAGCGAUUUGGCUUCCGAACCCAAUCUGCUCUUUGAUUAUGACGGGAAAAGUUUGCAUUGAAAGUCACUGGCAUGUAAUUAGAUGGAAUCAUACACACCUUAUGGCUCCUUACUUGUUCAUCCAGUGAUGGGGGUUGACGUCUCUGUAGCAAUAGUGGGUAAUUGGGAAACAGGUUAGAGUCUGUGGUUAUGAAAGUUACCGGUUAAGUAUGUUUAGAAAUGACCGGUUUCAUCUUGAUGCAUGUGCCAGAGGAAUGAAGUUUACGGUUUCGGUUACAAGUUUAUUCAUUCUGGUGAUCUGUGUGCUUGCUCGUGACUCUGCUCACCAACCAGGAGGACAGCUUGGCAGCCUGGUUAAGCAUCUUAAGACAGACAGACGUCCUGUUGCCUGACUUUAUCGGCCUUUUAUAGGAGCAGAAUGCAGAAAUGAUAGUAGAAAGAGAAUUUAGAGCAAAAGGACACAAGUUUGUUGAAAGAAAUGUAUCACAGCACAUUUUUUCUCUAGAAUGUUCUUAUGCUAAAGCUUUUAUAUGACAUGGAACCAGGCUAAUAUUUUCUUUCCUUAAAUAUCGAAUUCGUGAAAUAUGAUCACUGUGAUUUUGCUUGAGAAACCAUUCCUGUGAUGCUUACUGUUCAAAAACAAAAUGCCACGGAAGGGGACUUCCUAACUAGAGUCACCCGCACAGGGGGUACCGGGGGACUUGGGGAGCGUCGGGUGUCCGGUGCAGAUGGGCUUGCAAUCACACACCCACCUGCAGCUCUGUAUUUUGUUUUGUGACUUGAUUUAAUAAAGAAGUGCUGGUCCUAGACCUUGCGGCGCUUCCGGGGGGAACUGGCCGUGGAGCCCUGGGGGCUCGUCCCGGUGGAAUGCCCGAGGACAUCUGGGGAGGCCUAAGGGUGAGUGAGGGCUGUAGAAUCUUCUGUGUCUUAUUUCUAAAUAGGAAUACCUCAUAAAAAUUACUGCAGGACCUGGCACGCCAGGAGGACCAGUUGAUUUUGCUUUCGGGGGGCGGGCGGUAUUUGCAGGUGCAGCCGCACGGGUUUGUACUAGUCACACGAGCCAAAAAGCCAUCCCUCUGGGGUCGCCGAUGCGGAGGGUUGCGUGGGGAGGGGGCGGCGGGCAGUCCCUGCGGGGACUGGCCUCUGAGGGCUGUUGCCGCCAGGAGGGGUCUAAUCGCGUACCACGUGACGUCCCGAGUCUGCACCCAGCACUGUGCGGGAAUGCCUUGGUGUUACUCGUUACCCGUGGAGGUGCAGACAUGCUCCUGAUGACCGAUCUGUCAGCGGCAAGUGAAGCCAGUGUCUGGAGGACAACCAUCCACAGUUCUCAUACAAUUCAUCCCCGCACACUGACAUUUCUACAGAUUUGAGAGAGCGGUGGCAUCGUCAGGGGAAACUGUGGUGGACAUGAAAGCUUGAUGCUUUGGUUGGUUACCAGUAGUGGUUUUGUGCUGUCCGUCGAGGUUCAUUUGAAAGCCAGGGACACGGGCUUCACUUCCUGGGUUUUCUCUUGGUCUCGGGCACAGCCUCAGCACCGGCGCGGACGGCUCGGCAGCUUUCUGGAGCUGCGUCCGGGACCUGCUGAUUGGAGUUCUGCGUCUCUGGUGGCCCCUCUCUCUUUUUCUCUAAGAGAACUAGCCGAAGCUGUGGACAUGCUUUGGCUCCAGUGAAAGAUCUUACAGCGUGGGUUCUGCCGCAGACGCCUGAGAAGCGGAGCCCUCUGCUGUAUUUCUGUCGCUUUCCGCUGUUGCCUUAGUAAUGCUGGUAGCAGCCGCUUCGUCUGUGGGUCUCUCGGGUAACUUCCUGGGCAAGCUUUGGAAACGGGAUGUGUUGGAGGCCCUUUGCCGUUUUUCCUGAAGUCAAGGUAGUUUCUGGACGCAGCCGGCUGUGACACCUUGUGGGGGUGAAGUGUAAGCAAAGGUGCUGUGUUGUGUUGUCUUAUCUCAGAUGCUUUCCUGGCCUUACAAAAUGUUUUAUCUGGGCAUUAACGAAACGAAGAAGACGGUGGCACUCACAAUGAGCACCCGGUCCGGGGGCGCCCGCCUCCCCGUCAGUAAGCAGUCGGCGGCACUCGACCCGCACACGGGGAGAUGCCCGGCGGCCACCGGCCCUCACGCCCCACCUGCGGGCACAGCCGCUCUCCGCGUGCUCAGUGAAUCACUUACAAUGAGCUGAAGUGCAGGCUGGAUGUGUUCUCACGUGAUACCGAGGCUCCUCCAAAACUCUUCCAAGCCGCAAACAACUGCAGUGUGGCGUUGAUUAGAGACCCACCGUCCCUGCUCGUGGCCCGGUUCAGGCCAGCUGAUGCUUGCGUGCAGUUAAUGUAUUUAUUAACGCUUUGGUAUUCACCACCUGGGCACAAAUGCUGUAAAACCUUGUAUGUGUCUGCGUAUGCCGAGAUGAAAUAAACCAGCUCCUCAAGUCUGUGA
Messenger RNA from Herpailurus yagouaroundi (jaguarundi), 7003 nucleotides. RefSeq names its product kelch repeat and BTB domain containing 11 (gene KBTBD11). Gene Ontology annotation, molecular function: protein binding. The transcript is spliced from 3 exons. The record is from RefSeq and is a predicted model, not a curated record. The coding region runs from base 1186 to 3033 and encodes 615 amino acids. Lineage: Eukaryota; Metazoa; Chordata; Mammalia; Carnivora; Felidae.